AUUACUUCUGCUAACCUUGAGGGCCUAUAGGCACAUACCUACUAUUGGAUGUUCUGACAUUGGCAGCUGGGAGGGAAAGGAAAUGAAGCCUCAUAAAGGCCUUGGGGCACUUGUGUGAGGUGGGAGAGUAAAUAAGAGAAUGGCUAAUAAAAGAGAGAACUGAAGAGAGAUACCCGUGCCAGCCAGAUAUUCGUUCCUAAGCAGUUCCUGUCUCUCUACCAUGGCCUUGCUAGAAAAUAAAGAGAUCUUUAAUGGAGGGAAUGAUGCUGCCUUACAGAAACCUCCCUGGAAUGCUGGCUCUAUUUAGGAAACUUUUGAAGAUGCCUUUGAAAACCUCCCAUUGGCAAACAAGAUGGAUCUAAGGUGUUCCCUGGAGGAGUGUACAAUGGCAUUAAACUUAUUUCUAAAUAAUAGAUUCUCAGAAGCUUUGGAAUUACUUCGGCCAUGGUCAAAAGAGAGUAUGUAUCAUGCUCUGGGCUAUAGCACUAUUUUAGUGAUGCAGGCAGCAAUGACCUUUGAGCACCAGGACAUCCAAAAUGGCAUUUCCACAAUGAAGGAAGCUUUACAAACCUGUCAAAAAUUCAGAAAAAGAAACACAAUGGUAGAAUCUCUGUCAAGUCUUGUUUCCAAAUCAUCAAUGGAUCAGCUGAGUGAAGAGGAAAUGCAUGCAGAAAUCUGUUAUGCGGAAUGUCUACUACAGAAAGCAGCAUUGACAUUUUUACAGGAUGAAAAUAUGAUCAACUUCAUCAAAGGUGGACUCAAAAUUAGAACAAGUUACCAAAUAUAUAAGGAAUGUUAUUCUGUUCUGCAGAUGACUCAGGGCAACAAAAAACAGAAAGAAACCUAUUUUCAAUUUGAAGGGGGAGUGAAGCUUGGAAUAGGAGCAUUUAAUUUGAUGUUAUCUCUUUUACCAGCAAGAGUUCUCCGACUACUAGAAUUUAUUGGGUUUUCAGGCAACAGGGAAUUGGGCCUCAUACAAUUGCGAGAAGGUGCAUCUGGAUCCAGUUUGCGGUCUACAUUAUGUAGUUUAACUUUACUCUUAUUUCAUACUUAUGUCUCACUAGUCCUUGGUACGGGAGAAGCCAAUAUUGAGGAAGCUGAGACUCUCCUUGAACCCUAUCUCCAGAAGUUUCCAAAUGGCUCUCUAAUUUUAUUUUACUCUGCAAGAAUAGAAUUACUCAAAGGAAAUUUUGAAAAGGCACAGGUGAUAUUCCAAAACUGUAUUAAGUCUCAGGAAGAAUGGAAACAGAUUCAUCACCUCUGUUACUGGGAGCUGAUGUGGUGUUAUACAUUCCAGCAAGAAUGGCUUAUGGCAUAUCAUUAUGCAGAUCUGCUUUGCAAAGAGAGUAGAUGGUCCAAGGCAAUAUAUGUGUUUCAGAAAGCUGCAAUUCUGAGUAUGCUCCCAGAUGAAGAGGUGAAGCCAACUGGAGAGAAUAUUGUGUCUUUGUUUAGACAGGUGGAGGGCUUGAAGCAGAGAAUUGCUGGCAAAUCUAUCCCAACGGAGAAGUUUGCAGUGAGGAAGUCCCGGCGUUAUUCCAGUGCAGCCUUUCCUGUUAAGCUGAUCUUACCUGCUCUGGAAAUGAUGUAUAUCUGGAAUGGUUUUACUGUAGUAGGCAAAAGACCUGAUCUCACAGAAAAUCUCUUGAUCACCAUUGAAAAAGCAGAAACAACUUUACAAAAUGAAACAAGAAAGCACGAAGAAGAGAAUACAACAAGAUGGGAGCACACAAAGAGGAGGGAAAGAUUUUCACGGUUUGGAAAAGAGUCACGUGAAAAGUGCAGUGAUUACUUCACGGAUGACCAGUGUUUGGUGCAGUUACUGAAAGGUCUCUGUCUGAAGCACUUAGGAAGACUCUUACAAGCUGAACUGUGUUUCAAUCAGGUUAUUCAAAGUGAGAAACAACUAAAAUUUGAUCACUACCUUGUGCCAUUUACUCUGUAUGAACUGGGACUUUUAUAUCAACUACAAGGAGACACAGAGAAGGCCUUACGAAUAAUAGAAACUGCAAAAACAAACUACAAAGAUUACUCCAUGGAGUCCAGACUGCACUUUAGGAUCCACGCAGCACUCAGCAGUUUGAAAGGCUCUCCUGCUUCUACUCCUUGAUGGAAGCCACAUGGGUGGAAGAGUUUUCUAAACUGGCAGGAGCUUCUCCUCUAGAGAAAUCCUUGUAUUAAAAUCAAUAAGUGAUCAUGUACAUGAGAGGGAAGGAAAAAGCAAAUUGAUUUUAUUAUCAAUAUUUUCUUUCAUCUGUCUCUGUUUUGAUGUUGUCUUCUUGUUUUCCAUGUUUUCCUAUGGAAUUUUGCCAUAGCUUUGUCCAGUCCAUUAUUGGAAAGUCUUUAUUUUGUCUCACAAGAAGUUUAAUGUUAAAUUUGAAUUAAGGUGUGUGUGUGGGGGGUUAUUUUAAGACUUUGCCUGCAAUAAAGUCUAGUUUAGAUAAUUUUUUUUUCUACGUGCAGAUUGGUAUCAUUGAAGUUGCAGGAUGAAAUCUUAUGAUCCUGGAUUACAACUAGAGGAUUCAGGAGAGGCUGUGUUUCUGUACUAUGGUAUUUCACGUGCUUUGGGUUCCAGAGCUGAAUCUCUCAUCAGCCAGUUAGUCUCCAUGAGCAUUUCAUGACCUGAUACUUUCCUUUUCAUACAAAAAUAGAAAUCAUCUUCAUGCAGAAAUACAAAAUUUUUUAUAGAUAUAUACUCUUCUGAAGAAUAUGGUACAAAACUAGCAAAGGACAGGAACAGUUGUUGCAUUGAUUUUUGCAGGCUUAAAGACACCCUCACUUGAAUUGAAACCAGAGUAUUGCCUUUUUCUUCCAUCUGAUAAGAGGAAGCAACAAUUUUUUCUUGGAGAGGGAGAGAUGUUGGCCUCUACUUGAAUGUAUUGAAAUCAUUUGUAUUUCCCAGAUCAUGUUGUAUGUCUUAUGAGAAAAAAAAGGCCAUGGAGUUCCUAGGCAUUCAGUAGUGAGAAAGGAAGGCCUGAAAGUAUAAGUCUUGAUUGUUUUUUUUUCCCCUCCUCAGGAAGUAAAGCACAAUUAUCAUUGUUUGUAGCAUAAUUUUAUUUAAAUAGUUCAUUAUGGUGAUCAGUGUCUGAUUUUAUGAGCUCUUAUUGCUUUUACUUUUUUUUAAAGUUCUGCUUUAUACAUUAGUAAUAUGGCCAGUCCUUUAUUUGAAAAUUAAAGCCAUGGCACACUUAAAUUAAUAAUCAUUUUUUUAGUUGAUUUUAAAAUACAUAAGACAUGGCGUAAAAAAUUGCUGAUAUAAUACAUCAGACAUGGAAUUUCAAAUAUUCAAAAAUUACUCCUUAAAAUAUAUCAUAUUUCAUAAUUACCAUCACAUUUUUUUGAAGAGAAGGGGUAAUUCUGACAUAGGACCAAAGACCAGCUGUUAAUAGCCACAUUAGGGAAAGUCAAAUAGUUCAUGUAUGUAGCAGAGUUCUUUUAUUUAUAUUUAUAUGAGGUAUUAUUUGUUACUUUAAGUAAAAUAGUGUGCCCUUUUUUGGUAUGGUAUUGGCACAUGAUUAUUAGCUGGUUCAAAUGGUCCUUUUAUGAAUUGCAAGACAUGAAAAUCCAAAUAUGUUACAUUGAUUCAUGGAACUAAUCAAGUUAAACAAUAUAUUGUCUUAGUAUUUACCAUUUUGUUCAUUCAAAAGAUAUGUACUUAACAUCUCCAAAUUAGAAUAGACGGUAAGACAUGUAGGGAACAGAAAUCUUCUAGUUAUUAACUCAUGUUCAGCAUGUACAUGAUAUUUAACAGGGACACUUAAAAUACUAUAUUGAUAAAUUUUCAUUAGUCUACUAAUAUAAUGAAUGCACUUGCUAUAUAUAUCUAAUUAUAGAAGAAAGAAAUUCAGAAAAAGAUGUUUUAAAAUUCAUCUGUGGCAAGUAGUUUGGAAAAGUGCAGUAAAUCCAAAAUUUUACAUGUUUGAAGCUACUUUUCUAGGAUGUCAUCAUUUAAAACAAAACUCUGUGGCCUUGCUUAGAAUUGUUUUGGUUAAAUUAUUUUAAACUGAGCAUCCUUGUUCAUUAUUUACAGGCAGUAUUCAGAACUGCAUAGUCAAUAAAAUAUUUUUUUAAAAAAGGUUAACAGCCUUAUAGAAACCAGUUGUUAAAUUCUAUGCUGUAGUUUUUAGAAACUUUUAUUUCUAAAUUGCCAAUCACAUUAAAAUAUCUUCCAUUCCAAAAUUUUGAUUGUUUAUAUUUACUGUCAGCUUUUAUUUUCUAAAAUGCUAAGCAAUAUCGAUAAAUCUGCCAGAAUAACUUUAGAGGCCUUAAUAUGGUUCAUUCAUUCAUUCAGUCUUUAAGUAUUUGUUAAGCACCAACUUUUUAUAGGUGCUCUUUUAGACACGAAUUUCUUCCAAUAGUAAUGUCUAUACUAAUUGUUUCUCCUUACUCACAACCACUUAUUCCUCAAGUCCAGCAGUCUAGUUUCCAUUUCUGUUACUUGACUGAAACUAUUAUCUUAGUGGCCAACAAUGAAUUUCAUAACUAUAAAAUCCAAUGGCCUUUUCUCCAUCUUCAUUAUCCUUAAUACUUUUGCAACUUUUGACAUUGUUGACUACCUCUCCUUAAAACUUUUUCCUUUCUCCUGUUCAGUGACACUGUACUCUCAUAGUUUUCUCCCUACCUCUCUGACCAUUCUUUCUCUUUCAUAGACUUUUCCUAUCUCUUAGAUAUAGGAAUUCUCUAAGACUAUCCUUGGUGGUCUUCUCUCUCUGUAGAGUCUCUCCUUUGGGAUUCUCUUUCACUUCUGUGACAGUCACCAUAAUUACCAUUGUGUAGAUGACUCAAUAUAUAUUCAGACUUGAUCUUUAACUAUCUCUACUGCAUACCCCAUCUCAUACUGCAGGUAGAACUUCUAAUUUAUUUCUAAAAUUACUUUUGUAUUUUGUUUGAAUCUGAAUUUCCCCUCUUCAUUUCUGUUCAUUAUCUCCCUACAACUCAAACUUAAAAUGUAGGUAUUUCUUUUACCUUUCCCUUUUUCCUCCAUAUUGAAUAAUUUCCUAUACCCUCUCAGCUGGUAAAAUUAACUCACACAUUUGUUCCUUCAUUCCCAUUAUAUUUACCCUAGUUCAGUCUCAUCUAUAUCUUGUCUAGAUUAUUGCUUUGAUAUUCUUACUUAGCUCUUUGUCUAUAAUUUCUCUUUAAAUCAAACUGUCCUUCACAGUAGGAUGUCCCAGAGUGUUCUUUCUAAAGUACAGUUCUGAUCAUGUUGUCUCUCUCCUACUUAGAAGCCAUCAUUGGGUUCCCACUGUCUCCUGAAUAAAGUGCGGACUCCUUAUCCUGAUAUUCAAGAGAGUCCACAAGUUCAUCCUAUCUUUUCAGCCUUAUUUCACAUAUUUGAUGUUUUUCCUUGUUGUUCAAACCAUCCUGGUCUUUGCCUUUGACUCCCUUAUAGGGAUACUGGGAGUAAAGUAUUUUAUAUAUACCUUAAAGCACCAUAUGAAUGUAAAUUUGUGUGUGUUUUUUGUGUGUGUGUGUGUGUACCAUCUCCUAUACCUUUCCCUCCCUCUAAGACCCUGUUCUCUACCUGUUAAAAGUCUACCCGUCCUCAAAACCCAGGUCAAAUUCCACUUCAAAGAAAGACAUUCAAGUUCUACUUUAUCCUUCUUCAUAUCUUCCAUUGAUCUUUGUUAAUAUUUUAUCUCUUGUAUUUUAUUCAUUUUUGUGUAAGUCUUAUCUUCCUGAUUAAACUGUGAGCUCCUUGAAGGUAGGGACUCAUGCUUUCCUGAUCUUUGUGACUCCCAAGAUCUUUAUUAGUGGUUUGAACAUAGCAGGAACAUAAUAAAUGAGUAAGUUGAAUUGAAUAUCAACCCCCUCAGUGUGACUUACUGAAUCCUCUUAUUGAUCGUACUGUGUUUGAAAUGAGAGCCAUGUUGGUCAAGACUUGUGAUUAUACAGUAUGUUUUAUCAGAAUGUUUGAGAAUUUGUAGGAUGCCUAACAUACCUUCUUUUUUUGGUGACAGGGCAGCAGAGUGAUAACAGUCUCUAAAUAGAGAUAUAAAGAAGUUGUAUUGUGUUAAAUAUUUUGACAGGGAAACUGUCCAGUAAUACUUGACAAUUAAUGAAAAAAAUAUCCAUGUUAAUUCUCGCAUUCCUAAUCUUGUAUGUUUUUUAUGGGUCUAGCAAUCUCUAGUUAGUUGUGAUUUAAAAUUUUUUUUUUAUUUUAGAAGUUAUCUUCUGACAGUUAUAUUAUGGCUCAUAUAGUAGUCACAAUUGUUCAUUUUUGAAGCACUGUACACUUUUUCCUUUUCAAAUUAAUUUCUUGAUGUCUGUUAUAUAUGCAUACAAAUUAAUGAUUUUACUCAUUGGUAUAAAAUAUUUUCUUCUUGACAAAAUUUGAGGUUGUCUUGGAAUUAUGCUUAUUAAUUUAUCCUUGAAUUUACUACCUCUCUUUGCUGUUUAUUGCAGGUGAAAGUCUAGUAAGGUUACAAUUUAUUCUCAUGGUAACUGAUAAUAUUUCAUGAACCAUAAAGCCUGAAAGAGCAUUUAAGACAUCUAGUUACUACCCCUGGUUUUGGACAGAAUUCAGUAUAAUCUUUCUUAGAGUACUGUUUACUUCUAUUUCAAUACUGCUCUCAUAGCCCAGUGGUAUCAAACUCAAGGAGAAAUGGGCCUACUAUACCAUCGUAAGGAUUUCUGGAGGCCUCAUAUUUACUUGAAAAACACAUUAACAUUUUCUAUUUUACAUUGUAUUUUUAUUUUACUGUUUCCCAGUUACAUUUUAAUCUGUUCCAUGAUAAUCUGCUGCACUGAGUGUUUGACAUCUCUGCUCUAUAGUUUAUUAUAUAAGAUUAUUAGAUGUUUCCCAUUUUUGGUACCAUGUACAUUUUGCUUCAUACUGUAUUUGUAUUGCUUACUUUUUCUCUCUUAAGUUGUGUCCUGUACAUAUAUGUUUUCCAUUUGUUAUUUCUCUCUUAGUCCCAGUUUAUAAAUGUCACUGAUCAAUUGUAAAUUCACUCUUGGAAACUUUAUUUGUAGCCUCAUUUUUUAUGGGUUAGGGAAAAUUUCUUUUUCUUUAUGGCAAGUUUUUGCCGUGGCAUUUGGGAAUAAGAA
This is a messenger RNA of Sarcophilus harrisii (Tasmanian devil), 7047 nucleotides long. It is a transcript of the gene TTC39B, whose product is annotated as tetratricopeptide repeat domain 39B. Gene Ontology annotation, molecular function: protein binding. The record is from RefSeq and is a predicted model, not a curated record. NCBI's taxonomy places the organism in Eukaryota, Metazoa, Chordata, Mammalia, Dasyuromorphia, Dasyuridae. The coding region runs from base 353 to 2107 and encodes 584 amino acids. The transcript has 22 exons. Gene Ontology annotation, biological process: cholesterol homeostasis; negative regulation of cholesterol storage; regulation of cholesterol metabolic process.